This is a messenger RNA of Pyrgilauda ruficollis (rufous-necked snowfinch), 1229 nucleotides long. RefSeq names its product leucine rich repeat containing 61 (gene LRRC61). Gene Ontology annotation, cellular component: cytoplasm. Gene Ontology annotation, molecular function: protein kinase binding. The transcript is spliced from 2 exons. Lineage: Eukaryota; Metazoa; Chordata; Aves; Passeriformes; Passeridae. The record is from RefSeq and is a predicted model, not a curated record. The coding region runs from base 96 to 1229 and encodes 377 amino acids.
ACCGGGGGAGGGAUCACGGUGGGUCUGGGGGGUGUUGGGGUGAGGGCCGGUGGGGGUCUCCCCAUGGGCUCUGGACCUGUCCCUGUGUGCCAUAUAUGACCCCCGUGUGUCCCCCGAGCACACCAAUGGCCUUUGGGUCCUCUACGUGUCCCCACAUCCCCAAGGCACACCCAGAUGUUUCCCACAUAUGUCCCCAUAGCCAGCCCAGUGUCCUUCCACAGCCGUUCCCCAGUGCCACCCGCAGCCCUUUUCCCUGCUCGGGACCCUCCACGGGGAUGGAGGGGCGUGGGGAGGAGGAGGUGACACCCCCAGAUGUGCCCCACACCCCCGACACACGUCCCCGGUUCCCCCAGACGUGCCCCAUGUGUGUCCCUGUGCCCCACUCGCACACCACGCGUGUCCCCACACCUCAGGGCACCCCACAGACCAGCCGGGGGGUCCCCGGUGCCACCGCAGCCCCGCUGUCCCCGCAGGACCUCCCCGCAGGGAUGGAGGGGCGCGGGGAGGAGGCGCCAGAGCCGGAGGUGUCGGAGCCGUCAGAGGAGGAGGAGGAGGAGGAGGAAGAAGAGGAGGAGGACGACGGCUCCGGGGUGCGGGUGACGCCGGCGCUGCUCAAGGCCACGACGGGCGAGUUCUCGCUGGAGUCCAUCCUGCUGCUGCGGCUGCGCGGCCGCGGCAUCGCCCACCUGGGCUGCCUGGCCGACUGCUCCAACCUCGAGUGGCUGGACCUGUCCGGCAACGCCAUCGCGGGGCUGGCGCCGCUGGCCACGCUGCGCGCCCUGGCCGUGCUCAACCUGGCCGCCAACCGCGUGGCCAGCGUGGAGCCGCUGCGGGGCUGCCGCAGCCUGCGCCAGCUCAACCUGGCCGGCAACCGGCUGCGCAGCCUGCGCCAGCUGCGCUGCCUGCAGGGCCUGCGGCACCUGGAGAGCCUGCGCCUGCGGGACCCGCUGGGCAACCUGGGCAACCCGCUGUGCGCCCGACUUCGGCUUCUGAGCGCCGCGAGGCCGCGGCCCGGCCCCGCCAAGGCACCGCGGCCGCAGCCGGCAUCGUCUGAGCUGUGGCACGCCAGAGAUGGGACCGGAGAACCCCAAAGCCACCACAGCCCAAAGCCACCAUCAUCUGAGCCACAGGACCCCAAAAAUGGGGCCAGGAGAACACCCAGAGGCACAAGUCUGAGCUGUGAGACCCCAAAGAUGGAACUGGAGAACCCCAAAGCCACCAUCAUCUGA